AUGGCAGAUGAAGACCUCAUCUUCCGCUUGGAAGGUGUUGGUGGCAGCCAGGCCUCCGGGGCUGGCCACGAUGGUAAUUCUGAUGCAGACAGCGAUGAUGAGGAAGGUUACUUCAUCUGUCCCAUCACUGAUGACCCCAGAUCUAACCAGAAUGCCAAUUUCAAGGUUAAUAACUACCACCGCAACCUAACAAAAAGUCAGCCGUUUGAGUCCAGUGGGUCUCCAGCGAGUUCCUUCCACUUUAAGGACACCUGGAAACAUGCAAUUGAGAAGGCCAAACACAUGCCCGACCCUUGGGCUGAGUUCCACCUUGAAGAUAUCGCCACAGAAUGUGCCACGCGUCACAGGUACAAUGCUGUCACCGGGGAGUGGCUGCAGGAUGAAGUUCUCAUCAAGAUGGCAUCUCAGCCCUUUGGCCGUGGAGCGAUGAGAGAGUGCUUUAGGACGAAGAAGCUCUCCAACUUCCUACACACCCAGCAGUGGAAGGGGGCCUCCAAUUAUGUGGCAAAGCGCUACAUCGAGUCUGUAGACAGGGAUGUGUACUUUGAGGAUGUGCGUCUACAGAUGGAGGCCAAGCUCUGGGGGGAGGAGUAUAACCGGCACAAGCCCCCCAAGCAGGUGGACAUCAUGCAGAUGUGCAUCCUUGAGCUGAAGGAGAGACCCGGCAAGCCGCUCUUCCACCUGGAGCACUACAUUGAGGGCAAGUACAUUAAGUACAACUCCAACUCGGGCUUCGUCCGUGACGACAACAUCCGGCUGACACCUCAGGCUUUCAGCCACUUCACGUUUGAGCGUUCCGGCCAUCAGCUGAUCGUGGUGGACAUCCAGGGCGUGGGCGACCUCUACACUGACCCGCAGAUUCACACUGAGACAGGCACUGACUUUGGAGACGGCAACCUAGGUGUCCGAGGGAUGGCUCUUUUCUUCUACUCGCAUGCCUGCAACCGGAUUUGCAAGAGCAUGGGACUCGCGCCCUUCGACCUCUCGCCAAAGGAGAGGGACACCGUGAAUCAGAACACCAAGCUGCUGCAAUCAGCCAAGACCAUCUUGAGGGGAACAGAAGAAAAAUGUGGGAGCCCCAGAGUGAGGACUCUCUCCGGGAGCCGCCCGCCCCUGCUCCUUCGCCUUUCUGAGAACUCUGGAGAUGAGAACAUGAGUGACGUGACCUUUGACUCUCUGCCCUCCUCACCGUCUUCAGCCACACCACACAGCCAGAAGCUAGACCACCUCCAUUGGCCGGUAUUCAGUGACCUUGACAACAUGGCACCCAGAGACCAGGACCAUCUGGACAACCAGCGGGACUCUGAGAACAGUGGGGACAGCGGAUACCCCAGUGAGAAACGGGGUGAGCUGGAUGACCCAGAGCCACGUGAACACGGCUACUCAAAUGGUAAUCGGAGGUCCGAGUCUGACGAAGACAGUCUGGGCAGUUCUGGACGGGUUUGUGUGGAGAAAUGGAAUCUCCUCAACUCCUCCCGCCUCCACCUGCCGAGGCCUUCUGCCGUGGCCCUGGAAAUGCAAAGGCUUAAUGAUCUGGACCUUGAAAAGAAAAUCGGGAAGUCCAUUUUGGGGAAGGUCCAUUUGGCCAUGGUGCGGUACCAUGAGGGUAGGCGCUUCUGUGAGAAGGAUGAGGAGUGGGACCGAGAGUCAGCCGUCUUCCACCUGGAGCACGCAGCCGACCUGGGCGAGUUGGAGGCCAUUGUGGGCCUGGGGCUCAUGUAUUCCCAGUUGCCCCACCACAUCCUGGCUGACGUCUCUCUGAAGGAGACAGAAGAGAAUAAAACAAAAGGGUUCGAUUACUUACUGAAGGCAGCUGAAGCAGGCGACAGACAGUCUAUGAUCCUGGUGGCGCGAGCUUUUGACUCUGGUCAGAACCUUAGCCCAGACAGGUCCCAAGACUGGUUAGAGGCCCUGCACUGGUACAACACUGCCCUAGAGACCACAGACUGUGAUGAGGGCGGUGAAUACAACGGGAUGCAGGAUGAUCCCCGGUAUGCACUGCUGGCCCGGGAAGCCGAGAUGCUCUUCACAGGAGGCUGCAGGCUGGAGAAGGACCCACAGCGAUCAGGCGACCUGUACACGGAGGCAGCUGAAGCAGCUAUGGAAGCCAUGAAAGGUCGGCUGGCGAAUCAGUACUACCAGAAAGCUGAGGAGGCCUGGGCUCAGAUGGAGGAGUAA
Chrysochloris asiatica (Cape golden mole) is the source of this 2178-nucleotide messenger RNA. RefSeq names its product eukaryotic elongation factor-2 kinase (gene EEF2K). Gene Ontology annotation, biological process: protein phosphorylation. The transcript has 17 exons. Gene Ontology annotation, molecular function: calcium ion binding; elongation factor-2 kinase activity; calmodulin binding. The coding region runs from base 1 to 2178 and encodes 725 amino acids. The record is from RefSeq and is a predicted model, not a curated record. Lineage: Eukaryota; Metazoa; Chordata; Mammalia; Afrosoricida; Chrysochloridae.